Messenger RNA from Amoebophrya sp. A25, 5233 nucleotides. The record is from the annotation of a GenBank genome assembly. NCBI's taxonomy places the organism in Eukaryota, Dinophyceae, Syndiniales, Amoebophryaceae.
CUGGUGUUGACAACAAACUGUGCAGGGGGUCGACGGCGCAAAAGAUUCUUCUAAUUAAGUCCUUCUACUUCACACACUAAGAGGCAAUUAAUUAACGCAAAAAUACUCAAGUAGAAAUCAUGUCUGGAACCUUGAAAAAUGAGGAAGCAGACACGCCAGUGCAUUAUUUAACGCGCGGCGCUUCAGCGGGUAUUCGUGCGGACGAUCACCUGUUACGACCGAGGCAUAGAGCGAGCGGGAUGAUGAGGAUGGCAGGGGACGGGACAAAAGAUAAUGUUCCUGUUGGUGCCACUACUUCUCGAAGAAGUACAAGAACAGCUCGAGGUGGUCGAACGUCAGCCCCAAGUAGGGACGUUGCAGGAAGAACGAGCAGCAGAGUUGAAGAGCAGAAGAUGUCGCCUCCUGACGGUGCUGCGUCAUCUUCAAGACGAAGUUUUGUUCCAGCUUCUCGGUCUUCUCGUCAGAGUCAAAAUGAAUUCAGUGCACCUACUAGAUCAUCGAGAAGUCGAAGGAUAAUCCUUCAUCAUACUUGUGGUCGACCGCCGUCUCUAGUUCGACGUCCUGAAGAUGUGUCACCUUCUCCAGUAGGAAAAGCAAAGGGAGACACACCUGUAGGGAUUGGAGGCUCAGCAGAAGAAGCAGGAAGGGGGGGAUCGUCAAGGCUGCAUCCGAAACUAAUGAAGUCUUCUACUUUUGGUUCUGGGAAGAAUGUUGUAAAAGUGUACCGUGCUACGCCUACUCGCAAAAACAAGUUGUCACCGUCACAGGCACAGCCAUCAAGGUUAAAGACGAGGAAUAGCGUUAGCAGACGUAGUGUCGCACGACAUCAAGAAGAAGAAGAAGGUGAAGAUUGGGAUGGCGGUCAAGUUCGGCACAAAGUGUCAUCGACUGCUGGUCAUGACAGGGGGAACAACAAUCUUCAGCCAAACGAACACAGCCGUUCUUCCAACUCCAGCACUUCUUCUUCAAUCUCGAAGAUGAACAACCGCACUAGCCAAAUGAAUGGCAAUAAAAAUCAUGGUGCUAGUAGUUCCAGUACUAAGGUGAAGUUGUCAUCACGGGAUUUUUUCGAGCAAGUGGUGACCAAAACCGUUGAUGCUAUCAGCGAAGCGAUUGCGCGGACUAGUACAGUAGCGACUUCAAGAACCCAGCCUCCAGGUGGUGGUGGAUCUCCAGACAGCCCAUACAUACCACCUGCACGUCCAUCCGCGUCAUCGUCCUUAGGUGGUCAGCUGCAUGGGCCAGCUGGUGCUGGUGCGCGUGUGUCUGCGUCAUCCUCCUCAGGAGGUGGUCAUGAUGUUCCUACAAGAAGAGCAGAGGGACAUCUGCAGCACCAGCAGAGAAUAUCACAGCAUGAUGAUCUUCAUCAUGCGGAUGACCCUGAUGUUAGCGGAGACCCUGAUGUUAGUUUCCUGUAUGACAAAAGCGGUCGACCGGUGAUGCCUAGUCCGUUCUCCUCUGGUCAUCAAGAACAUCAUCUGAAGAAGCACAGUACUACCUCUACAGCUGCCCAUACUAGAACCUCUGCUAUUGGUCAUUAUAAUAUUGAGGAACAACCACAUCUACCACGCACGAGUACUAACGCGUACGCGACCUCUUCUUCUCUGGGACGAGGUCGUUACAGUGGUCUGAACGGAGUAGAUGAUGUAGGAACACUGCCAUGGACAACUAGGCCAAGUAGAACCUCUACAACUAAAAAUUUGGGGUCUUUCCCUCAAGAACAACGCCCGAUUAAUGCUGUGGAGGAGUUUAUGCAUAUGCCUCCUACUAGUAGCAGAACUAGUUUACAGCAGACGAUCCGACCGGGGACGCCAACUGAAGCCACGGGAGGCAGAAUAAGCACUGAGUUACGCGCUAGCACGGUUGGAGUGGGUGAUCCAUGGUCGACGUGGGCCUCAGCAGCACAGAGGACAGGAGGCUUCAAUACUGAAGAGACAAGUCUGCUUACCUCUAUCAUAGGCCCGCAUCGCAGUAUAGGACUCUAUGGUACUGUAAUGCAGGAGUGUACUAACUACCUCGAUCUGCAGCUAAUAUUUUCGUUUCUCUACAAUAUUACUAGGAAUGCAGAAUUUGAAAUGUCGUUUCAACGUAUAUCGUAUCAUUAUGUCAUUCUUGCCAUUGGGCUUCCGAAGUUUUACAACCUCGAUUUUUAACAAAUAUUCGAUUUUGCUGGCUUGCCUUCUCUUUCUUCCCAAAACCUCUUAGGAUGAGAGAACAGAAAAGAAGAAUUGAGCUUCAACUCAAGAAGUAGAUUAAUGACUUACUAAGGAAAGCGCCUACAAUCUAAACAAUUCAUCACUCUUCAUAUUAUCUCCAAAUUUGUUUGUGUCUACUGCGCCAGGUGACGACGUGGAUUGGUGCAAACCCUACUACAUUGUCGAAGAGGAGGAGACUUUGGUGGAGCAGGAGCAAGACAAUUCUCUUUCAAACGAUUCUUCACCAUCUGUUCCUCGCGCCCCUACACCCACUACAUCUAGGACACGACGCGUUUCGUCUGAUACUCUUUUGGCGAGUAAUACACAGCUGAAUUCUCGAACUGCAUCCUCACGAUGUGCUAAGAGCGGAGAUUGUGCUGAGUCUUGCUCAUCGUCGAGUGGUGGUGAGACUGACGCGUUUUAUCCAGCGACGUCUAGUAGCGGCAGAAGGGGCAAGGUGAACAGCGGUAAAAAUAGUGGUAUCAGCACACGAUCGACGACGUCGUCGCCGACUUCGCGGCACCAUCCAAGAAGUGGGAAUAUGCAUCAAUCGAACGCAAAAGCUUCUUCGAAACAAAGCUACAACAUUUUUAAGACUAGAGCUUCUACUACUUGAAUUUGUACGCGUAGUACGCAUGCUACGCGUGUACGCGUAGUACGCAUUUUAGGCAGUCGUGAACUUUCUUCUUUCUGUGAUAUACCGAUCUGCUGCUGUCUGUAUGACCUAGCAAAGUUGACCUUUCAUCUUUUCUCAAUCCUCGUCCUCCUCUCACUUCCUCUAACAAGAACAAAGCGGCAACUCCGAUGAACAGUGGAGCUUCUGUCCGUACUGUUUCUUUCGCGGAAGGUCACCAUUCCAUUCUUCCGGAAUCGCCAUCUUCAUCUGUAGGAGACGAGACAAAGCAAGGAGCGUUUAGAACGUAUGGCAACUGGUGAUGAUUAUAUAUUAGAGAAGUAGUUUAUAGAACGGAUGUAGGAUGGACUUGGAUGGAUCGGAUGGACCCCCCUGAUUCUUCCGAUCCUACUUGAAAUGGUGGGAAGUCCAUCCGAUCCAUCCCAUCCCGGAUCUGGCACACCUAUAAAAUAAAUUACUCUAUUAUAAAUAUUUAUCUACUUAUUUGGUUAAAUGUUUUGUAAUUGAUGAUUUUUACACUUGAUGUUUCAGGUUCUCGUACUAAGAGAACUACAAUAAAAGUUCCUGAUCUAGUACUUUGUACUAACAAAACGAAGAUUAGCGCACAAGAACUCAUCUUCGUACUUCUAGCAAGUGAGGGACUCAAAUUACUGACUUGUAGAGUUCUAAUUCAGCUUAACCAUGCCUUCAGCGAUGCCAGGAGCUACAAGAACGGGACAACAUCAAAAUCUGACGGCGUCAUCGUCUUUACUACCAUCUCCUAACGGCACAAGUACAACUACCUCUAUUAAUAAGCGAACUUCCCAGCUGGAAGAUUUUCAAUCACCAUCGAGUUCAGCAGGAGGAGGAGACCUCCAUGAAAAACAGGAGCCUUCGAUGCUUGAUGGAAUGGUAGACCUCCUAUUUGGCAAUGGGGAUGAUAAGCAUGAGGAUUCUGGUGACAGACGAAGUCUGAAAGGAAAUAAUUACAUGUUGUCGAGGACAUCGUCUAAAAGUACUUCUAGUAGGAUGAAAAACCGGAAAGGGCGCAGUAGAGGGUCUCCUGUAGAUGAGAAUUCUAGUACUACUAGCAGAGCAGGCACGAAGACCACGUCGAAGAGAAAGGAAAGUAGGCACCAUAAUCGUGAAUCUUCAAGAAGACACAGAGACAGAGGAGGGAAUAGUGAUGCAGGUUCUGGAGGGAGAAGCCAUCGCGGCCGUGGGCGUGAUACGAGAAGAACGGAUGCUUCAAGGAGUGUGUCUUCUUAAGGCAGGUGAAGUUGUUCAACAUGAACAUGAUUUUGAUCUAGUUGCACUAGUUGUAUCAUGAUGUUUUAGAAGAUGAACAAGGAAGAUGACAGGGAUCAUGAUGUUGUCGUAAGCUCUAAUGAUUAUCUUCGCGCUCACGCAGUAAGAGAACAAGUCGCUCCCCGACGACAUCGAAGAACAGAAACAAGGACCACAGUAGAAAGGACAGAAGCGUCAAGAACACGUCAUCAAGAAAGAGAAUACGAAGCCACAAGGGUCGAAGCGCAAGAGAAAGGAGCACUUCGACAAGUAGGACCAGCAGUUCUAGCGACUUCGAGUGCAGUGACAGCGAUGAAGACGACGCAACGCCUAAUGCAGACAGUACAAGAAAGGCAAAGACCAAUGGAGUUUCCAAAAUCACAUCAUCUACACCUUCAUCAAGGCGUCGGGAUGAUCGUGACCACGGUAAGGAAAAAAAACAGAAGCAUCACCAAGAGCAGAAAGACCCUAAAAAGAUGACGACUUCACCUACUUCUAAAAACUCUUCAUCCUCAUCCGGUGCUAGAAGAAGCACUGGAAGAACAAGAACCACAGAUAAACAAGCAACUACUUCUUCUACCUCCAACAAGAAGAAAGGUGUCAAUAACUUCUUGUCAAAGGACGAAGAUGAGAAUAGCAAUGGAGAUGAUGACAUUCCGAGAAGGAAAGUUGAGGAAUGAGAUGAGGAGUCCUCAUGUAGCUCUUCACCUAAUCCUAGAAGGUCUUCGCCAGGAAGUAGGAGGUGAGUCCCGACUCGAAAAUGUUCUUUGCUAAUUAAGAGUUCUGUACUUGAGUUUUAAUUCCAGCUCUUCUUUUAUUUCGAUGUUGAUGUAAUUCGUCGUAUGUUCUUGCUCUGGCACAACAAAUAAUAUUACGCGUACGCGUUUUUUUUACUUCCGUUUCUUCCAUCCAGAAGAGUUUCCCCGCGGAAUCUUUCCCCACCUCCGUUUCUUGUUUACGAUCACAUGAGUAACUGAAAGUGAUUCUCUCGCGACGUCUCGUCGAGGUCCUCGACCAGCACAUCGCGCAGGAUGACCUAAAGUUUAAUUAAGUGGUCUAAAAACAUCUCGAGGCGCAGAUGUUGGGACUUUUCUGUUCCCACGAACAGUUACUUCUUCCGCAAUAUCAAGACAAUUCG